AUGGAGGUCCAGAUCCCUUCUCCGUCUGUUUUCUUGAGAAAGUCUCCUGUCAUUCCCCCCGCGCCGGUGGGCCAGUCGAAGAAGUCGGCCAUCGCAAAGCAGAAGACUUAUCCUCCUCCCAAGGCACUAAACAAAUCAGUUCAAGAUGGGGCGGUGACGAAACCGAAGCAAAGCAAGAGUCGAAAUGGUUGUAUGACAUGCAAGAAGAAACGCUUAAAAUGCGACGAGACAAAACCCUCUUGUGCCCAAUGUCAGAAGAGAAGUGUGGUAUGCGAAGGCUACAAGAAGGACUACAAGUGGAGGACGUUUGAGGAGACCACGUUUGCCUCCCGACCUGUCGCCAAGAGGAAAGCAUUUCGCUCCAACUCCUUGUCACCGACUCAGAAUGUCGCCAGGCCUCUUGAUAUCGCUGGUGGUGGGAGACCGGAUGCCAGUCAGAUGGGCGUUGAAGCCGCUCAACCUGCGCAGACAUGGUCCCCAGGCCUUCAUUCUGCCUUCGAGACUGCCGCUCACGCGUUUCGGGACAAGGUCGAUGGUCUCCCUCAUCCUCAUCUUGAGGGAUUCUUGUCUAGCCGAGAGCAGCAGGGCGAGAUGCGGUUGGACGAGGACCAUUCGCCGCCUCUCAAUCUCACUACUCCGGACUCAAUCUUCAUACCUGCUUUCGAGACGGAAGGCAUGUCCCCGGAUCUGACCUUUGGCGACUCGGUUGAUCCUUAUAACCUAAGCACAACAACCACUAGCUCUUCUGUCAACGACAGCAACAGUGCUAGGUCCUUCUCCUCCGGCUCCCCGCCACUUUUGGAGAUGAUGGUUUCCACUGGAUCGGACAUGAAUCAGCUGUCUGAUCCCAGCGAGCUCCAGCCACCAAUGUCUCUCGAUGUCAACAUACCUAUGGAAGAUGACUUUGACAAAGAGAUUAUCAGGUCGGAUGCCAUCGCCACCUCUGCAGCGAUGUCCGGUAUGCAACUUCCCACGCCUUCGUCGAUGCUCGACCUUACCCCAUUUCAAGCUUUCCGCGCAUCUUCUCCCACUCCUAGCGAGACGUCCACAGCAUCUUCCAAGUCCAGCGACAUGACCAUCCUCGCCCAACCCUCUCUUGACGCCUCCUCGCCGGAGAUGCUCAUGCUCCGUUUCGACAAGCAAACCUGCGGCAUCUUGUCCGUCAAGGACGGCCCGACCGAAAACCCCUGGCGGACGCUGAUCUGGCCCCUGGCUCGAGAAUCCCCCGCUCUGUACCACGCCAUCUCAUCCAUGACCGCAUUCCACGGUGCCCAUGAGAUUCCGAGACUGAAUGUGCCAGGGAUGGCACACAUGACAAAGGCCAUUAAACGCCUUGCUUUUGAGAUCGAGAACAUGCGGCUCGACUCGGCACUGGCCACUUCAUUGGCACUCGCGUUCAGCGAGGGUUGGGAUCGACAUGUAAGCACCGGCGUCCAGCAUCUUCGCGGUGCAAAAGUCAUGGUCAACAACGCCCUCAUCAGGCACCGGCGGGACAUGCAACUGGGGCAGAUGACCACCCAAGAUGCCAAUCGACUCAAGUUUCUUUGCAACACCUUUGUGUACAUGGAUGUGAUUGCUCGCUUGACGUCACUGGAAGAGGCGCCCGACCUGAAUUUCGAGGACAUCCUCAGCACCGUCAACGCUCCCUUCGGAGAUCAGGUCGAGGUCGACCCGCUAAUGGGCUGUGCCACCACCUUGUUCCCGCUGAUAGGCCGCGUCGCAAAUCUCAUACAACGAGUGCGCAAGACCGAGUCCAAUUCUCUCACCAUUAUCUCCACCGCCCUGGAGUUGAAAGAGCGACUUCAGCAAUGGCAAGUGCCCAGCGCUUUGGUCUUCGAGCGGCCAGAGGAUCCGAAUUCAGAAGUCCAGCACUCAAUUCAAACGGCCGAAGCUUACAGAUACGCUACGCUGCUCUAUCUACACCAAGCUGUGCCAGAAAUUCCCAGCGACCCAGCAGCAUCGCUGGCCAAGAAAGUCCUGGUGACCUUGGCGUCCGUGCCCCUUUCUUCAAGAGCAACCAUCGUCCAUAUCUUCCCUCUUUUUGCAGCAAGCUGCGAAGUUACCGACCCCGAUGAUAGGACUUGGGUGAUGCAGCGUUGGCAAGCGAUGAUCAGACGUCUUAAAAUUGGAAAUGUGAACUCGUGCUGGAAUGUUGUCCAAGAAGUUUGGGCUCGUAGGGAUGCGUACGAGGAUGAAAAGUCGAACAGAUUGCUCAGGCAAUACGCGAGUCGUGGAGUGCCAGGGGGAAGCUUCGUUCCUCCAGUUCUAGACAUGCCGCCGGCAUUGAAGAGAAAGGCCCACACGGUGGAUAGUCUGGGCUUGGGGGACAACCGGCCUUUCAGUCAUGGUCAACACCAAGCUCAGGGCCUGCCGGGCGGCGGAUCAGAAGAAGCUGAUGUCACAGGCCGGCCGAUCAAACGUCGCCUAACGCUAGACUCGGUUGCAAGCGGGAGCGGCAUGUCAGCGGCAAUGCCACCUCCCCCAAUCUCCCUCCCUCGGCGACAUACGAGCGACAUCAUGUCAGCGGACCAACUGGAACCUGAAUACACCGUGCGAGGGCAAUUGCACUGGUCGGGCGUUAUGGCCGACUGGCAGUGGGAAGGUAUGUUCCAAUCUCCUCGAAUUACCUUGUUGUGA
Molecule: messenger RNA, 2637 nt
Organism: Fonsecaea multimorphosa CBS 102226
Lineage: Eukaryota; Fungi; Ascomycota; Eurotiomycetes; Chaetothyriales; Herpotrichiellaceae
Exons: 2
Coding region: 1-2637 (878 amino acids)
Biological process (GO): positive regulation of transcription by RNA polymerase II
Cellular component (GO): nucleus
Molecular function (GO): zinc ion binding; DNA-binding transcription factor activity, RNA polymerase II-specific; transcription cis-regulatory region binding
Source: RefSeq, a predicted model, not a curated record